CUCUCUCUCUCUCUCUCUCUGAUAUUUGCAUUGUCUUCUUCUUAAGUUCGUUUUUGUCACUUUUUCUGUGUCAUUCUCGUUUUGGGUUUCUGAACUCCGUUUUUUUCCUACUCUCAUUUUUUACUCAAAUUGUCGUAUUUUAGUGUGUUGGGACAAUUCUUAGGAUCAUAAAAAACAAUUUAAGGGAAAAAAAAUUUGAAUCUUGAUCGAUCAAUUUUCGACGUGCCCAGAAACUAGCUGCUGGAAAAGAGUAAGAUUUUACGAAAACUGUCAAUGGCGCCUUUAGAGGGGUUCGUGUAAUUGGAGGAAUUUUCUCUUGGGGGGAUUUUUCUUUCCUUUUCAGAAGUUGAUUUUGAAUAAAAAUCUCAUCUUUUUGGAAGAGGGGAAAAGGGUGAAGUGUGUAUAAAGAGUGCGCAUGAAGAAAUAAGCGUUAACGAUGAAAGAUGAAAAUUCCAAGAGCAGCAAGUUAAAAGCUGACAUGAUUACAAUUAUUGGGCAUUAUGUGAAGCUCUCCUGGUCAAAGAAACUGGUCAGAAAAUGGUUCAAUAACAAGUGUAAAAGUGUGGAAACACAAGCUGAUGAUGUUGUUUAUGGAGGAGGUGAUAGGAGAUGGAGGAGCAGCUUCUCUGAGAGGGAACCAUCUACAAUCAAGAAAACGAAAACAGAAAAUCGAGCAAAAGGCAUGGAGCGCUCGUUAUCUCGUUCGCACUCUCGUUCGAGACGAGGCAGAGCUUAUCUUGAUCACCCCCAGAUUCUAAACAUCCAGAAUUACAGCAUCUUUGUAUCAACGUGGAACGUCGGUGGAAAAUCACCUCAAACCAACAUGAAUUUAGACGAUUGGCUUCACUCGGCUCCUCCAUCCGACAUAUACGUUCUCGGUUUUCAAGAAAUAGUUCCCUUAAACGCGGGCAACAUAUUGGGCUCGGAGGACAACGGGCCAGCCAAAAAGUGGCUUUCCCUAAUAAAACGAACGCUAAACAACAACUCGACUCAGCACACGCCUUCGCCAGUCCCCGACCCAGUGGCCGAGUGGAAUGCCGAUUUCGAGGGGUCGAGCAGACACAAAGCCUCGACUUUCAUGCACAGGCGCUCGUUUCAAACCCCACACCAUUGUUGUUCGGAAAACAACGAGGCUCGUUUGGAGAGACGACUCAGCGUUUGUGACCGCGUGAUUUUUGGCCAAAGGCAGAGUUACUGUCGGCCGAGCGACUGCUCUUCGAGCCACCGGCCAAGUGAUUAUUCGUCGAGUCGAAGGCCGAGUGAUUACUCGCCAGAGGAUUCGCCGAGUGCAAUGUUGCAUUUGGAAAAUGGUUUUGUGGGGUCCACUGAUUGGUCUGAAUAUUCUUUGGUUGCGAGGAAGCAAAUGGUUGGGGUUUUCUUGACUGUUUGGGUGAGGGGUGAAUUGAGGGAGCAUGUUCGGAAUAUUAAGCUGAGGAUUGAGCAGAGACGAGGCCGAGUUUUUGUUGGGUGGAAAGAAGGGAAAAUCUAUUUUCCACCAACAUAUAAAUAUUCUCAUAAUUCAGACAGAUACGCGGGUGAUGAUUUGCACCCCAAGGAAAAACGAAGAACUCCUGCCUGGUGUGACAGAAUAUUGUGGUAUGGUGAUGGACUUCAGCAAUUAUCAUACACACGAGGAGAAUCGAGGUUUUCAGAUCAUAGACCGGUUUCUAGUGUUUUUUGGGCCGAAAUCGAGUCUGUCCCGAAUAGAUUGAGAAAAAGCAUGAGUUGCUCGAGUUCAAAAAUAGAGGUCGAGGAGCUUUUACCGUAUUCGCAUGGUUUUACCGAACUUAACUUCUUUUGA
Striga asiatica is the source of this 1801-nucleotide messenger RNA. NCBI's taxonomy places the organism in Eukaryota, Viridiplantae, Streptophyta, Magnoliopsida, Lamiales, Orobanchaceae. The record is from the annotation of a GenBank genome assembly.